CAGGGUAACAGUCAAGUACCUUUGUUAUUACAUCUUGGUGCUCGUGCCAAACAAGCAUGGUAUAGCAAUACGCACCGUGUCAUGAGGAUAUGUCAAACGACCCUCUUUCACCCAUCGCGCCGGCGCGCGUGCGGGUGCUCGUCCUUCCUGCCGGGCGCAUCAAGAAGCAGCGCUUUAUGACCUUCCUGGACCGACUACACCAACAUGACAGCGUACGACUAGGAGACAUCAGCCCCGAUGGCAGGUCCAGCAAGACCAUCUUCUCGCCUCUGGCCUUUCCGAAUGGUUCGCUCCUAUACAACUUCUCGACCUCCAUGGCACCGCCGUCGCAUACCCAACUGGCCCCUUUUGACUUGUUCCGAGAGCCCAUGAUGGUGCUGGGCAUUGCAGAUGCUCUAGAAUACGAGUCUUCGCCCAAGGAUGAACUACAAGAGGUGGCAGACAAACUGGCCGAGCAGUUCCCCAAGAUACUCGUCUCACAACUGCUCGUCAUGGACUGCACAGCAGAGCAGCAAGAGAGCUGGAGUCUGGACUCAGCCAUCUGCGUACCACCCUCGCAUGCUACAAAGACAACCACCAUGAAUACCAUCAUGUGCGACAUCUCGGCAAAACUACUGUCAGAGAUGGGAACAUACGCGACCGCCGUCCAGGCUCUACCCAGUGUCCAGUCGCCAGGAGCUGCUGCCCGCCCGUCCGACUCUCGUCCGCAUCUCGAUCGCUCAUUGUCGCUAGCUUCACGUCCAGAGUCGCCCGCCGAUCCCUCUGCUGUCUUUUCGCCCUCCGACACGCAUCCUUCACGGGGUCCACCCACGAACUUCGAUGAAAUGGGAGCACACACGAGGUCUGACAGCGGUAAGAUGGCGAAUAGAGAUCGCAUGUCGGUUCAAGCAUUCGGCUCGACCAGCGCACAAGAAAAAGCAAAGAACAAGGGCAAGGCAAGAGUUGGUAUCGUUGUUGGCAAUCUCUACAUGCUGGCCGGACGCUGGAACGAUGCAUGGCGGGAGCUUGUCGAGAACACAAACAAGGCCCGUACUGCUACAGACUAUCUGUGGUAUGCCAAGGGCUUGGAGAGUAUUGUCGUCUGCAUGCUACUGCUCAUCUGGUCUGGUUUCGACUUUCCCAUCCCUGCCAUCUGCAACUCUGGCCCCGACAGAUCUUCCUCACUCAUAUCUUCUGCAAUCACCAGAGAUGGCGUGCCGCCCAUUGGUCAACAGGAACCUGCCGCCGCCAAACAAGCCGCCUCGAGAGCUUCCAGACUUCUACCUGAUCUGGUGCCUAUGAUCAUAUCGAUUUAUGAGAGAACGAACACACUGGCUGGCGAGCCCAUGUCUCCUGUUGCAUAUUCGGAGACUGUCUUGAGAAUGUCUAAGCUGCUGGCCUUCCUCCAAAACGCAGGUGGCGAACUAGACUCCAAUGUUUUGCAAAAGAUCGCGUCUACCUCGAGUCGCUCUCUGUACCAGCCUAAAGUCAACGCGGGCUUCUCUGGCGGCAUUUCGAAACAUGCUAUAGCUGAUAUGGCCCUUCGUGCGUACCCACCGCCAAGUGCUGGCGUUCCUCUCGCCGAUACAAUAGCUAUUCAGUCAGGCAUAGUUUCAAUCUUGUCCAUGCUUGGGCUUGAGCGGAAGAAGGCUGUCAUCGUGAAAGAGAUGAUUACGUUACUAGUACCAGCCCUUGUCCAAGCCAGGAAGGUUGGUGCUGCUGAGAUGGGUAUUCAUCCCGCUGCGAGCCUGUCUGCUGCCUUUGGACCUGGUAUUCCAUCUGCAGCGACCAAUGACGAACAAGUAGGUCUUGGCAAUCUUCUACGAGAUCUGCAUGCUACUUAUGGUGCUCGUGAUCGCAACCAUCUUGACUUGACGAAAGGCGCCUCAGACGCUGGCCAAGAGAAUGCUGUUGAUGUGCUCAUCAAUGCCACGAUUGCCUUGACGGCUCAGUCUGCAGGCACCAAGUCAUUUGGCAGCAUCAAUCUCAAGAUCGACAUACUUAGAGCAUGCAUCGACUUUUGCGAAGCGUUGCCAGAUCUUCCAGGUGUUGUACAUUUCUCGGCUUUGUUAUUGCGAGUUGUUGGUCCGCAGGGUACCAUGACUGCACAUGAGCAAAACCGCCGCGUAACGUUGGUUACUGAGGAACAGCUCAGAUUGAUAUCCAAUAUGUCACGAACGAUCAACGCUGCCAACAAAAUCGGCUUGCCAGAUGUGCGAGCUUUGUAUUGGGACGACUUCCUAGUUCGCGAUGUUCAAUGGAUCGAUGAUACAAACAACGAGAAGCUGCGUGAACGACACAAGUCUGACCUACUAUUCGAUUCCGGCAACAAGCCUGGCAAAUCGCCAUUUCUAUAUAAUCCUUUCGUCAAGGAAACACACAAGACGGAAGAUAAGAUUGUUGUUGUAGGUGAACCUGCAGAACUGGUCAUCACCCUGCAGAAUCCUUAUGGCUUCGAGGUCAGGAUUGACCGUCUAUCUUUGGUGACAGAUGGUCCAGCUAUCGAGGUCGACGAGCAUCCCAUUACCUUGGGCCCUGCCCGACUUCAGGAUGUUGUGGUCACCGCACGCGCCAAGGACGAAGGCCAGAUCAAGAUUCUUGGAUGUUCUGUCCAUGUGUACGGCUGCAAAGACCAAGUAUUCCCAAUCUACCAGUCGCCGUGGAAGCCCGACUUUCCCAGCAAGGUGAAGGAACUUGGUCUGUCGGCUCGUGACCCAGCAUCCGCAACACGAGCAAGAAGCUCUAAAGGUCGCUCAUCAAACCCAGUCCUACCUCAACCAACUACAGUAUCUGCUGUGGCUAUUCAAGCUCAGCCACAUGUCGUACUAGACAAACUCAACCUUUCUGAAUCCGCCUUGAUGGUUUUGGAAGGCCAAAAGAAGACUUUCCAGAUCACUCUUCGAAACACCUCAGCACACAUCGCCGUCGACUUCCUCCACAUCUCUUUCGAUGAUUCUCUCACGUCAUCCAUACAUACUGCCUUGGCUGCCAAAGAGCUGACCAAGCCGGACAUGUAUGGACUUGAGCUUGAAUUAUCAAACAAUCCAACGUUCUCAUGGAUUCGUUCUGGUGGCGGUCAAAACAUGACGAUCCCGCCAGGCGAGAAAGCAACAUUCGAGAUAACUGUUCUUGGCAAACCAGGUCUUGCGGCUGCCAAAGUGAUGUUUGAUUAUGCACAUUUGGGCAAGCCGUUUGCAGAAGUUGAGGGACGGGCGUUCACCCGCCAAGUCGCCGUACCCAUUGACAUCACUGUCAAUGCGAGCAUACAGCUUCACCGCAUAGACUUCUCUAAUUUUCCUGCUGAUUACGCUUGGACGAACCGAGGACUGCAAGAGCAAGGUCAACGACCAAAGACACCUCGCUCCCCAUCGCACCCGGUAGAGAAGGGCAGUGAUCGAUUCCGAACGCUGUUAGAUCGCGUCGGCUUGGAGUCGAGCAAUGAAGAGCACUGUCUGCUACUUCUCGACUUGCGCAACUCAUGGCCAAACCCUCUCACAGUAUCUGUUCAAGUGCGCUCUUCGUCCGCUGAUGAAAGCUGGAAUCGUGCCUACACGGUUCAUGAAGUGGUACAUCCAGGUCACAUUGCGCGACUCGUGCUAUUACUGCCUCGCCUCCACAUUGCCAAUCCUUACGCUCCUAUACCCAUCCUAUCUCAGCAAAAUCAACGACAGUUUGUAGUUUCUGCCGACGGACCGGUAUCUGCAGAUCUUGAACGCGCCACAAGAGAGCAGUUUUGGUUCAGAGAGGAAGUACUGAAAUACCUUCGCGGUACAUGGGAAGAGAAGGGAUCCGACCGAUACGGCAACAUUGAUCUCCGUGGUCUGAGGAUGAGCCCGAAAAUGAUUGAUACCAUACGUCUGCAAGACAUUGAUAUUCGUAUGACCAUCGUACCCACAGAGAGCGAAGAAGUGCAGCAGACUGGCCGCAGCAAGUUUGUCGUAACAGCCGAGAGUUUACUGACGUUACAAACAACAAUCCACAACAGAAGCAAUGGCACCAUCCAGGCACUACUACGUCUUCAACCGACACUCGCGGAUCAAAGCAACUCGGAAACAAGCCUUGACAUUUCUCGCCGCCUGCUCAUCAGCGGCACAUUGCAGCAGUGUACGCCUACCCUCUCACCCAAUAGUUCCGUCACUCUCGAACUCGGCAUCUGCCCACUAGUAAGCGGUGAAUUUGACAUCAGUGCUCUGGUGGAAGAAGUCACUUUGCCAACCUUCGAAGUCAAAGAAAUCGGCGAAGUCGAGACCGAAGACUUCGAAGCAGGGAAAGAGGGGUUGGCGAGGAAAGAGCGACGUGUGUGGAGGGGUGAGGAAGGUUGUAGAAUUGUUGUUGUUUAGUAUUACCUGGAUAUGAUGAUUGGCUAUGACAUAUUGCUUGUUGUUAUGCAGACAUGGGGCUUGCUGAGGGAUUGCACAAACGCUUGCACUGCACCAGUAUUGUCCACCGAGAGACUGCCGAGACUCAAAUUCCAAUGAAAAUUUGACGUGUGCAAUACAAAUGUGCAUU
Molecule: messenger RNA, 4488 nt
Organism: Aureobasidium pullulans EXF-150
Lineage: Eukaryota; Fungi; Ascomycota; Dothideomycetes; Dothideales; Saccotheciaceae
Product: hypercellular protein-like protein HypA
Exons: 1
Coding region: 90-4319 (1409 amino acids)
Cellular component (GO): trans-Golgi network
Source: RefSeq, a predicted model, not a curated record